CAGCUGCUUCUUCUUGGCUGAUUCCAUUGGUAGGAGACCCAGUGUCUGGACAGAGCUGGGAGCCCUGCCCAGGAGGGGACAUAGCACUUAUGCAGGGGCUGAGGGACCAGAAAGGGCCACAUUGCAGGUGCAGGGAACAGGUGUUAUGAUCCUGGCACCAGGAGCCCAGGUGUGAGUCAUGGAGUUUGUGAAAGCUUUGAAGAAGGUGGCCAGUCUCCAGUGCCCAGGUCUAGCAAGAGAGGGAACAGGGCCUGGGGUGCCUCAGCCCAGGGAGGACGCCAAGCAGGGUGGGGCCACUGUGGGUGUUUCUUGCAGCACUGGCCUGGUGACAAGUAGGGCUGGCAGUAAGGGGCACAGGUGUGGUGUUCCCAGUGCCCAGAUGGAUUCUCCUAAGCUCACCCAGCUCCUCUCUCACACGUCACCAAGUACCCAUUCAGUACAGCUCCUUGUAAAGUCCAGGCUGAUGGCAGGUCUGAACGUGUCCCUUUCUUUCUUCUUUGCCACCUGUACCUUGUGUGAAGUGGCCAGGAGGGCAUCCAAAGCCCUGCUCCCGGCGGGCACCUAUGCUAGCUUUGCCCGGGAAGCAGUAGCUGCAGCCCAGCUGGCAGCCUGCUGCCUGGAGAUGCGGGUGCUGGUGGAGCUCGGCCCCUGGGCCGGCAACUUUGGGCCGGACCUGCUGCUGACCCUCAUUUUCCUGCUCUUCGUGGUUCACGGGGCUACGUUUGACGGGGCCUCAGCCAACCCCACCGUGGCCCUGCAGGAGUUCCUCAUGGCGGAGGCAUCGCUGCCCAGCAUGCUGCUGAAGCUGGCUGCCCAGGUACUGGGUGCACAGGCCGCCUGUGUCCUGACCCGGCGCUGCUGGGCCUGGGAGCUCAGCGAGCUGCACUUGCUACAGAGGCUCAUGGCUGCACACUGCAGCUCGACCCUGCGCACAUCGGUUUUCCAGGGAGCUCUGGUGGAGGGCGCCUGCGCCUUCUUCUUCCACCUGAGCCUACUCCACUUGCGGCACAGCCUCCCAGUCUACAGGGUGCCAGCCCUGGCUCUGCUGGUCACCGUCAUGGCCUACACAGCUGGACCCUACACAUCUGCCUUCUUUAACCCUGCCCUGGCUGCCUCUGUCACAUUCAGCUGCUCUGGAAACACCUUGCUGGAGUAUGCCCAGGUGUACUGCCUGGGUCCUAUGACAGCUAGAUGUCCAUGUGAACGAGGCCAGACGUCAACUUUGGGUGUCAUUUCUCAGGGAUGGUCCUGGCUGGCCUGCUCCAUCAGGGCCACCUGCCUCGCCUUUUCCACAGAAACCUCCUCUACCGACAGAAGAGCAAGUACCGAACUCCCAGAGGGAAAGUGGCCCCAGUUUCUGUGGACACCCAGAAGCCCACAAGGGGCAAAGACCUGGUACAAGCCAGGGCAGUAGCCACUGGGCUCUAGCUGAGCCGCCUUGCUCAGUGAGGCACCCUGAGGAUUUUGACCCUGGAUUGUCCCUGGGACUCCUGGGCUCCACUUCACAGAAACCAUUUGCCAAUAAACUAAUAAUAAGACACACCUGUCUCCCUGGGCCUGACAGAGGCUUCUGGAUGGACAGGUAAGGGUAAG
This is a messenger RNA of Nannospalax galili (Upper Galilee mountains blind mole rat), 1593 nucleotides long. Its product is annotated as aquaporin-12. Lineage: Eukaryota; Metazoa; Chordata; Mammalia; Rodentia; Spalacidae. Gene Ontology annotation, molecular function: channel activity. The record is from RefSeq and is a predicted model, not a curated record. Gene Ontology annotation, cellular component: membrane; cytoplasm. The coding region runs from base 179 to 1414 and encodes 411 amino acids. The transcript has 4 exons. Gene Ontology annotation, biological process: transmembrane transport.